UUUCAACAUCCGGAAGGUGGGGCUUUUGUUGCAGGAGCGGUUAGCUUGUGGAGAAGCCAAUGCCUCGAAAUGCUCUAUUAAUGCAGUCAUCAAGAUAACACUAACCGAGGGCAGAAAUACAAACUCCGGCGUUGGUUUGGAGCGUCUGGCUGCAGAGGAAGUGUGCGCUCGUAUGUGUGUGGAAGCGACGCAAAGAAGAAUCCAGUAAUGGCCACCGGUAAAAGUAAAAACCAGAGCUCUCUGGCACUGCACAAGGUGAUAAUGGUGGGGAGUGGAGGCGUGGGGAAGUCUGCCCUCACCCUGCAGUUCAUGUAUGACGAGUUUGUAGAGGACUACGAGCCCACAAAGGCAGACAGCUACAGGAAGAAGGUGGUUCUGGACGGCGAGGAGGUCCAGAUCGACAUCCUGGACACGGCCGGCCAGGAGGACUACGCUGCCAUCAGGGACAACUAUUUUCGCAGCGGGGAGGGCUUCCUGCUGGUUUUCUCCAUCACAGAGCAAGAGUCCUUCUCAGCCACCGUGGAGUUCAGGGAGCAGAUCUUGCGGGUGAAGGCAGAGGAGGACAAGAUCCCUCUGCUGGUGGUGGGCAACAAGUCGGACCUGGAGGAGCGCCGGCAGGUGUCAGUGGACGAAGCUCGAGGGAAAGCCGAGGAGUGGGGCGUCCAGUACGUGGAGACGUCGGCCAAAACCAGGGCCAACGUGGACAAGGUAUUCUUUGACCUAAUGCGUGAAGUACGGGGCAAGAAAAUGUCAGAAAACAAAGACAAAAACGGAAAAGGAAAGAACAAAAAGAACAAGAAGAGCUUCAAAGAAAGAUGUUGUUUACUGUGAGCUCGUCAUGGACCUUAACAAAAGCCACGAUGCAACCUCUCAAUGGUCAUUCAAAUUCAAUUUAUUUUAAUUUUCUUUUUAAAUACAGCUGGUUUUAGUUUAGUCUGAACCCCUUUGUUUUGUUUUUAAUGGAUCUGAGUUAUCUGAGUUGCUGUUUCAUUGGAAGAAAACCACUCGAUAGCCAACCACCAAACUGCCACUGACUCUUAACUCUGCUGCUCAGCGAACACACUGCCCUCCACUUUGGUUCAGUGUGUUUUACGCUUGAAUUGUUGAGUCUUUGUCGAAUUAACCGUGCUAUUCAUGUCUUUGCCGGCUAUAAUUCUUACUACGCCGAAUCCCUGGAUUCUCUGUUCAUCGAUUUACAAGAAACUCAAAUGCUGCUGUCUGUUGUUUUUUAGUAAUCAUGUAUGAUGGCUCUUUAUGUCAUGUGUGUGGAAGAUUCAUUCACUAAUCUGUCCAGACUCUCAUCAACACACCUUGAGAGAAACUGGAAGCUUCAAACAUUUAUCUUUUUGGUCUCCCAAGGAUUUCCACAAAAGAACGUGUGUCAAACGGGGUUAUUUUUUUAUUUUAUCGGCCCUAUUUGAUAGCUGCAAAUCAACCCAAAAGAUUCUUUGCAUCUUUUCAGGAGGACGGGCUGCUGGUAAUCUCUUAUGUGACAGUAAAACACAUCGGAAGCUUAUUUGCUGUCAGUCCCUCUGAGGCUGUGAACAGAAGUAAACUUUAUGAAAUCCUUGUCACAUGGCGGACGACUUCCCGUUUGAAAGGUCCAGUCUUUACUGUGAGACCGGCGCCGACAAUCCAGGAGGAAAAGGAUCGUGGUUCUGGGGCCCGAUGGCGUUUAAUCAAUAACUUCUUAUUAGUCUUUUUAUACCAUGGUCCUUUUUAAUAACAUGCACUACAUUGCCAAUUCCUAAGGAGACUUGAUGACACUUUGUGCCAACGAAAGCUUGUGUGUGUGUGUGUGUGUCACCUACUGUCUUUGUGUGUCUAAGUGACGCUUUGAAGAAGGUGCCAACUUCGCCAACUUGUUGAGCGAACACGAUGUUUCUACCCGUGUUUGUAACUCUCCCCCCUCCUUGUGUUCUGCUCUCCACUCACUACAGCCAGCGUGUUGCCCAAUAAAUGCUUUUUCUUUUGUUUGUAAGUCUUGGA
Pungitius pungitius (ninespine stickleback) is the source of this 1989-nucleotide messenger RNA. It is a transcript of the gene ralba, whose product is annotated as v-ral simian leukemia viral oncogene homolog Ba (ras related). Gene Ontology annotation, cellular component: plasma membrane. NCBI's taxonomy places the organism in Eukaryota, Metazoa, Chordata, Actinopteri, Perciformes, Gasterosteidae. The record is from RefSeq and is a predicted model, not a curated record. The transcript is spliced from 5 exons. Bases 208 to 831 code for a protein of 207 amino acids. Gene Ontology annotation, biological process: Ras protein signal transduction. Gene Ontology annotation, molecular function: GTPase activity; GTP binding; GDP binding.